CAAAGAGCUCCGGCGUCUGAUUAAGCUCGGGCUGGCGUAGCACUUGCAUUGCUGCACUGCCGGACUAGCCACUGCACUGGAUGCUCGCUCGCGUCCGUUCGCUGGUGUGUGUCGGGUCGGUCGUUGCUCUUAGAGCUGCGCCCCGCCGAUCUCCAAAGCCUCGCGAGCAGCAGCGCAGUACAAAUUCCGCGGCGCCUUCGAAGCUGUGCACGGUUAAAAAUCGUGAAGCGCUGCGCUGUGCGUCGACGCGACGGGCUCUACCGCCGUGCGCCACGAUAUUUAGCCGGCGCGGCCGCGUCGGCGCGCCCGACUCACUCGUUGACGCCACCCACCCCUCUGUUCCGACUCACGCGGUGACACACACGCAGGCCCGUCGUCGCGCCUCUACCACGCCCUCGCCACCAUGGGCCACGGCGGCGCCCAAGGUGGUUCUGCAGCGGCCGCGCCGCCCGUCGAGAAGUUCCGCAAGGAUUAUGCUGCUCUACCUUACUCCAUCGAUUCCGUCGAUCUGGACUUUAACGUCCAGACCGACGAGACCCUCGUCACGUCCACUCUCAAAUUGACGCCGACAGGAGGCGGGCCUUUGGUAUUAGAUGGCGAGGACCUCCGCUUAGUGAGCGCGGAGGUCGACGGCAAAGAGCUGCCCAAGGACGCGUAUGAAUUGGGUGAGGAGACGUUCACGUUGCACAAACCGCCUUCCUCACCUUUCACGCUGAAGACCGUGGUCGGCAUCGAGCCGGCCAAAAACACGCAGCUGUCGGGCCUCUACGAAAGUUCGGGAAACCUCUGCACGCAGUGCGAGGCCGAGGGGUUUAGGAGAAUCACGUACUUCUACGACCGGCCCGACUGCAUGUCGGCCUUUACUUGUAGAGUGGAGGCCGACAAGAAGAAGUUUCCCAUUUUGUUGUCGAAUGGUAAUGAAGUGGGACGGGGCGAGUCUGGAGAUCGGCACUGGGCCUCGUUCGAGGACCCGUUCAAGAAGCCUUCUUACCUCUUCGCGCUGGUCGCGGGCGAUCUAGGCGGCAUCCAGGGCAAGUUCACCACCAAGUCCGGGAGAGAUGUCGACUUGAGGAUCUGGAGCGAGCACCGGAAUUGUGAUCAAUUAGAUUGGUCCCUCGAGUCGCUGAAGCGCGCGAUGAAGUGGGACGAGGAGACGUACGGGCUGGAGUACGAUUUGGACGUCUACCACGUCGUGGCCGUGGAAGAUUUCAACAUGGGUGCCAUGGAGAACAAGGGCCUGAACGUCUUCAACACGGCCUGCGUCUUGGCGGCGCCGCAGACGGCGACGGAUGGAGAUUAUGAUCGCGUGUUGGGCGUCGUCGCCCACGAGUACUUUCACAACUGGAGUGGGAACCGCGUGACCUGCCGGGACUGGUUCCAAUUAACGUUGAAGGAAGGGUUGACGGUCUACCGGGACCAGACCUUCACGGAAGAUCAGACCAGCCGAGCGGUGAAGCGCAUUGAUGAUGUAAGAGUUAUGAGAAGUGCCCAGUUCGCGCAGGACGCGGGGCCCAUGGCCCACCCCAUCCGACCGGAGUCGUACGUGGCCAUGGACAACUUUUAUACCGUGACUGUCUACAACAAGGGUGCCGAAGUUAUUAGGAUGUACGCUACGCUGCUGGGGUGGCCUGGCUUCCGCAAGGGUAUGGAUUUGUACUUUCAGAGACAUGAUGGGACCGCAGUCACGUGUGAUGAUUUUCGAAGUGCCAUGGCCGACGCUAAUAGUGUAGAUUUAACUCAAUUCGAGCGGUGGUACACGCAGGCCGGCACGCCUACUGUUACCUUAUCAGACAAGAAGAUUGAUGGUGAAACGUUCUCACUGACACUAUCGCAGUCGUGCGCCGACACGCCGAAUCAACCUGCCUCGGAGAAGCAACCGUUCCACAUCCCCGUGAGCUGUGCUUUGUUUGAUAAAAAAACGGGCAAGAAGGUCGACGAGCAGUUGUUUGAACUAAGAGAAGCUUCCCAGACAUUCAGCUUCUCUGGUACAGUGACGGGAUCGCCCGACGACUACGUCGUGUCGUUAUUGCGAGGAUUUUCAGCUCCUGUGACGGCUAAACAAGAAUUGACGCAGGAUGAACUGUUAUUUUUAGCGUCGAACGACGACGAUUCCUUGAACCGCUGGGACGCCGCCCAACAGAUUUAUACGAGGGCUAUUCUAGACGAGUUCACCGGUGAUGCUGGGAAGGGCGAUUCCCUUGACGCGGCCGUCGCGACGUUCCGAGCUGCUCUCAACGACAAGAGCGGCGAUCCCUCAUUAAGAGCUUUGAAUCUGGCCGUGCCCGGCUUCUCGGAGCUCGGCCUGAAGCUCGACGACGGCUUCGACCCCGUCAAGUUAUGUGAAGCUUUGUCUAGUGUCAAGAAGGCGCUUGCCAGGGCCUGUUCCACGGAAUUGAAGGAGGUCUACGCUUCCUUAUAUUCGGACGCGCCCUAUGACGUCGAAGCGGCGUCCGUCGGCCGCAGGAGACUGAGAAACGCGUGUCUCGCGAAUCUCGCGCGGGCCGGCGGCUUCGAGCAGCAGUCCGUAAAACAUUAUGAAGACGCCCAGUGCAUGACGGACCAGCUCGCGGCCGCCGUGGCGUUGGCGGGCGAAGCUACAAAAGAGCGGGAAGAAGUGCUGGGCAAGUUCUACGAGAGCGCUGGAAAUGAAUUAGUCGUCAACAAGUGGUUCGCGCUGCAAGCUUCCGCCGACGCCGACGACGCCCUUGAGACGGUCAAGAAGCUCGUGGCGCACGAGGCCUUCAGCCGCACGAACCCGAACCGUUAUAGAGCCGUGGUCAAUACGUUCGCGGGCGCCAAUCCUAGAGCGUUCCACGCGGCGGACGGCUCGGGCUACGCCUUCAUCCGCGACGAGGUCAUCCAGACGGACAAGACCAAUAAUCAAGUGGCGGCGCGCCUCUGCGGGUCGUUCGGCACGUGGAAGAAGUACGACGCGAAGCGCGGCGGGCUCAUGAAGGCGUGCCUCGAGGAGAUCGUCAAGACCGAGGGCCUGUCGAAGGACACGUUCGAGAUCGCGACGCGGUCGCUCAAGUAGGUCCACACGCUGGGGGGUUAUAUAUAUAUAGUAUUCUUUACGCACGUCGUCUACUAUUUUUCGCCCGCCGU
Molecule: messenger RNA, 3105 nt
Organism: Pelagomonas calceolata
Lineage: Eukaryota; Pelagophyceae; Pelagomonadales; Pelagomonadaceae
Source: the annotation of a GenBank genome assembly